AAAAGGCACUCUUCAAAUACAAAGCCUUACACUCAGACAGAAAAACGGUUUUUCAGAUCUACAGCCAAAGAUCCAUUCCCUGUUUGUUUCCCGGGAAAAUGAAACAGUUCAUAGAAAACUUGCCGUCAAUGGAUCUGAUGCGCUCCGAGAAGAUGACCUUCGUUCAACUCAUUAUCCCAGCCGAGUCCGCUCAACGAGCCAUCUCCUAUUUGGGCGAACUCGGUCUCCUUCAAUUCCGAGACUUAAAUGCCGAAAAAAGCCCCUUCCAGAGAACGUUUGUUAACCAGGUAAAGCGAUGUGCAGAAAUGUCAAGAAAGCUACGGUUCUUCAAGGAUCAAAUCAAUAAAGCCAGUUUAAUGUCUUCGCUUUCUGUCUUGCAACCAGAUAUUUACUUGGAGGAUUUAGAGACACAACUUGCUGAGCAUGAACAUGAGCUAAUUGAAAUGAAUUCUAACAGUGAGAAACUUCAGCAAUCAUAUAAUGAACUCUUGGAGUUCAAGAUUGUAUUGCAAAAGGCAUGUGGUUUUCUUGUUUCAAGUCCUGGCCAUGCUGUUUCAGAAGAGAGAGAACUGGAGGAGAAUGUAUACUCAAAUGGAGACUACGUCGAGACACCAUUUUUGUUUGAACAGGAAACAAGGCCUGGACCAUCAAAUCAAUCUGGUUUAAGAUUUAUCAGUGGGAUAAUUUGUAAAUCCAAAGUUCUUAGGUUUGAAAGGAUGUUGUUUCGUGCUACAAGAGGAAAUAUGCUUUUCAAUCAGGCACCGGCUGAUGAACAAAUCAUGGAUCCUAUUUCAACCGAGAUGGUUGAGAAAACAGUGUUCGUUGUGUUUUUCUCUGGGGAGCAAGCAAGAACAAAGAUUCUGAAAAUUUGUGAGGCAUUUGGUGCAAAUUGUUACCCUGUUCCUGAAGAUAUAAGUAAACAGAGGCAAAUAACUAGGGAGGUUUCAUCACGUCUUGAUGACUUAGAGGCAACUUUGGAUGCUGGGAUCAGGCAUCGGAAUAAGGCUCUAGCUUCUUUAGGAGGUCAUUUAGCAAAAUGGAUGGACAUGGUAAGAAGAGAGAAGGCUGUGUAUGAUACACUGAACAUGUUAAAUUUUGAUGUCACCAAAAAAUGUCUUGUUGGAGAGGGCUGGUGUCCUAUGUUUGCAAAAGUACAGAUUCAGGAGGCAUUGCAACGUGCAACUUUUGACAGCAAUUCUCAAGUUGGCAUAAUCUUUCAUUCAAUGGAUGCACUGGAAUCACCACCAACAUAUUUUAGGACCAACUAUUUCACAAGUCCAUAUCAGGAAAUUGUUGAUGCAUAUGGUGUUGCAAGAUAUCAAGAAGCAAAUCCUGCAGUUUACACAACUAUUAUAUUCCCAUUUCUUUUUGCGGUGAUGUUUGGGGACUGGGGUCAUGGAAUUUGCCUGUUGCUGGGAGCGUUGGUUCUUAUUGCACGUGAAAGCAAGCUCAGCACUCGGCGACUUGGAAGCUUUAUGGAGAUGCUAUUUGGUGGGCGCUAUGUGCUUCUUUUGAUGUCACUAUUUUCAAUCUAUUGUGGGUUAAUCUACAACGAAUUCUUCUCUGUUCCUUUUCACAUAUUUGGUGCUUCUGCUUAUAAAUGCCGAGAUAGUUCAUGCAGGGAUGCACAUACUGUUGGCUUAGUAAAAUACCGAGAACCAUACCCAUUUGGUGUGGAUCCCAGCUGGCGUGGAAGUCGUUCAGAAUUGCCUUUUCUGAACUCUCUCAAGAUGAAGAUGUCCAUUCUGCUUGGUGUGGUGCAUAUGAACUUGGGAAUUAUAUUAAGUUAUUUCAAUGCUCGUUUCUUUGGCAACUCACUGGAUAUAAGGUACCAGUUUGUGCCACAGAUAAUUUUCCUUAACAGUCUAUUUGGGUAUCUUUCCCUUCUCAUUGUUCUCAAGUGGUGUACUGGCUCCCAGGCGGACCUUUAUCAUGUAAUGAUUUACAUGUUUUUAAGCCCAUUUGACAAUCUUGGUGAGAAUCAGUUGUUCUGGGGCCAAAGGCCACUUCAAGUUUUGCUAUUGCUGUUGGCUGUAAUUGCAGUUCCAUGGAUGCUCCUUCCAAAACCUUUUAUACUAAAGAAGCUUCAUAAUGAGAGAUUUCAAGGACGCACUUAUGGUGUGCUUAAUACCGCUGAGGUGGAUCUUGAGGUGGAACCAGAUUCUGCCAGGCAUCAUCAUGAGGAAUUCAAUUUCAGUGAGGUCUUUGUUCACCAAAUGAUUCACUCCAUUGAGUUUGUUCUAGGUUCAGUUUCAAAUACAGCAUCCUAUCUUCGACUUUGGGCAUUAAGCUUGGCUCACUCAGAACUUUCUACUGUUUUUUACGAGAAAGUCUUGCUACUUGCUUGGGGGUAUGACAAUCUUGUCAUUCGGUUAGUGGGGCUAGCUGUUUUUGCCUUUGCAACUGCCUUUAUACUUCUUAUGAUGGAGACUCUCAGCGCUUUUCUUCACGCCCUGCGACUUCACUGGGUAGAAUUUCAAAAUAAAUUCUACCAUGGUGAUGGCUACAAGUUCAGACCUUUUUCCUUUGCCUCCUUAACAGAGGAUGAAAAUUAAUCCAUUCUUGUUUGUCUUUGGUUUAUUGGCAAAUAUAGACAAAGGAUAUAUACAUAAGUAGAAGGAGCACAAAAUGAGAAUUUGUGGAAACCAAUAUAUGGUGGCUAGACGUUGAGUUUGCUCGAUGUUGUGCUGCUUGAUAUUUGACCUAGCAACAGAAUUCUGGCUCGGUUUCCCGUGGCUAUGCUGGUGUGACAGAUUUCGAUCAACAAUCAUGGAUGGCAUCUGUAACAGAACAUUUACUUUCUAAUUUUCUAUCUUAGAGUAAGCAAAACGAGAAGAUAUUAGGGAAGGGAAUGGUUAGACUAAUUUUUGUAAAGAGAAGUCGUGUAGCUAUUGGUUUUUGGUUGCUUGGGGAUACACAUAUACACACAAUGUAGCGCGGGUUUUCCUGGGAAG
Gastrolobium bilobum is the source of this 2954-nucleotide messenger RNA. RefSeq names its product V-type proton ATPase subunit a1-like. The transcript is spliced from 18 exons. NCBI's taxonomy places the organism in Eukaryota, Viridiplantae, Streptophyta, Magnoliopsida, Fabales, Fabaceae. Gene Ontology annotation, molecular function: ATPase binding; proton-transporting ATPase activity, rotational mechanism. Gene Ontology annotation, cellular component: vacuolar proton-transporting V-type ATPase, V0 domain; vacuolar proton-transporting V-type ATPase complex. Bases 99 to 2555 code for a protein of 818 amino acids. Gene Ontology annotation, biological process: proton transmembrane transport; vacuolar acidification. The record is from RefSeq and is a predicted model, not a curated record.